Messenger RNA from Oncorhynchus kisutch (coho salmon), 2026 nucleotides. Its product is annotated as neurexophilin-2-like. The transcript is spliced from 2 exons. The record is from RefSeq and is a predicted model, not a curated record. Lineage: Eukaryota; Metazoa; Chordata; Actinopteri; Salmoniformes; Salmonidae. Gene Ontology annotation, molecular function: signaling receptor binding. The coding region runs from base 1 to 924 and encodes 307 amino acids.
AUGGAGGCCAUCCUGAAGCAUAUGGGGACAGUAGACUUGGAUAGGGAGAGAUUGAAUGUGUCCGUAAACCUGUUCUGUGCAUGCUCUGAGGACACGGCUGGGGAUGCCAUCGGGGCCAACAGCCUUGUGUGGUGCAGGAAAGCCAAACAGCAGUUCCAAACAGCAGCAGAGACAGAGCUGAUAGAGUGGGGGGAGGGGGACCAUGAGGAGGAGUUCUCCCCCAGCGGAUCCGGGGAAAAUCCCAGAGUUCUCAAGCCCCUGAGGCUGUUCGCUAGGGGGGUCCCUGGAGCCCCCGGGGCCGUCGGGACCCCCAGCCUUAAACGCAACCCCAUCAGGGACAUGACAUACCUAGAGAGCAUGGAGGACUUCUGGGAUUGGUUAUCCAACCAGACAGAUGUUCAGGCCAGCCAGGCCAGAACCAAGCGACGACCCAUCAUCAAGACAGGCAAGUUUAAGAAGAUGUUUGGCUGGGGAGACUUCCAUUCCAACAUUAAGACUGUCAAACUCAACCUGCUGAUCACCGGGAAGAUCGUGGACCACGGUAACGGAACGUUCAGCGUUUACUUCCGCCAUAACUCCACUGGCCUGGGGAACGUGUCGGUGAGUCUGGUGCCGCCGUCUAAAGUGGUGGAUUUUGAGAUAUCUCAGCAUUCCACACUGGAGACCAAAGACUCUAAAGCUUUCAACUGUCGUAUCGAGUAUGAAAAGACGGACCGCAACAAGAAGACAGCUCUGUGCAGCUUCGACUCCUCCAAGGUGUGUUACCAGGAACAGACACAGAGCCACGUCUCCUGGCUCUGCUCUAAGCCCUUUAAAGUCAUCUGCAUCUACAUCGCCUUCUACAGUAUGGACUACAAACUGGCGCAGAAGGUCUGCCCGGACUACAACUACCAUAGUGACACUCCCUACUCUUCCACUGGCUGAAGGUCUGCCGGACUACAACUACCAUAAUGACACUCCCUACUCCUCUACUGGCUGAAGGUCUGCGAGACUACAGCUACCAUAAUGACACUCCCUACUCUUCCACUGGCUGAAGGUCUGCCCUGGACUACAGCUACCAUAAUGACACUCCCUACUCUUCCACUGGCUGAAGGUCUGCCGGACUACAACUACCAUAAUGACACUCCCUACUCCUCCACAGGCUGAAGGUCUGCCGGACUACAACUACCAUAAUGACACUCCCUACUCCUCCACUGGCUGAAGUCUGCCGGACUACAACUACCAUAGUGACACUCCCUACUCCUCCACUGGCUGAAGGUCUGCCGGACUACAACUACCAUAGUGACACUCCCUACUCCUCCACUGGCUGAAGGUCUGCCGGACGACAACUACCAUAGUGACACUCCCUACUCCUCCACUGGCUGAAGGUCUGCCGGACUACAACUACCAUAAUGACACUCCCUACUCCUCCACUGGCUGAAGGUCUGCCGGACUACAACUACCAUAAUGACACUCCCUACUCCUCCACUGGCUGAUCCUGUCUGUAGCAUGUACCUGGAACUCCCAUAGAGUUAGUUUGACCAAGUAUUACCAACCCUGUUUGACUUUUGAUAAGAAAAAGUUUAUAACCAACCCUGCUUCUGUUCCGGUUAACCGUUGGGGCCGACCAUUCUGUUAGUUUGACCACAAUCUGGCCUACCAUUCUCUUAGUUUUAAUACAAUAUGACCAACCCUGGCCGAACGUUCUGUUAGUUUGACCACAAUAUGACCAACCCUGGUCGACCGUUCUGUUAGUUUGUUAGUUUGACCACAAUAUGACCAACCCUGGCCGACUGUUCGGUUAGUUUGACCACAAUAUGGCCAACCCUGGUCGACCAUUCUGUUAGUUUAUCCACAAUAUGACCAACCCUAGCCGACCGUUCUGUUAGUUUGACCACAAUAUGACCAACCCUGGUUCGAUUGGCCAAGCCAAACCUUCUGUUCCUCCUCCUCAUCAUCACAAUGUGUUCUUAGUAAAUCCCAGUCCAUUAGAACAGUCCAGGUGUGUGGUAAUGGGGUAGACCAUAGACUCUCACUACUACAUGAC